Oryzias latipes (Japanese medaka) is the source of this 2692-nucleotide messenger RNA. It is a transcript of the gene hpca, whose product is annotated as hippocalcin. Gene Ontology annotation, molecular function: calcium ion binding. The record is from RefSeq and is a predicted model, not a curated record. Lineage: Eukaryota; Metazoa; Chordata; Actinopteri; Beloniformes; Adrianichthyidae.
GUGCCAAUGGGCGCGCGCUAUCUAAUUAAACCCCCACCACGUAAUCCCGGCCACACCAUCCCCCCAUUUAAAUCCACUCCACCGGCUCCACCGCUCCGCCACUCCGCCGCGCUCCGUCCCUGCCUCCGGAGGAGAGCAGCUCCAUCCCCGCCGCCUGCGCGCGAGCAUGCUCUGACUCUCGGAACCGCACCGCCAUCCCGAUCCGUCCUGCGGGGUCUGAGAUCCGCAGCGAGCCGAGCAUCUCUGCGCUCUGAGCCGGCCGCAGCAGACCCGCUCCUGCCGCCGCCACAACGGAUGUGAAAAGAGCCUUGGCCUGGGCUGUGAACAUCCCCGUUGUCGAGGAAACCGUGAAGCCUGUCCCAUCACCAUGGGGAAGCAGAACAGCAAGCUACGGCCAGAGAUGCUGCAGGACCUCCGGGAGAACACAGAGUUUUCUGACCAUGAGCUGCAGGAGUGGUACAAGGGGUUCUUGAAGGAUUGUCCCAGUGGAACCUUGAAUGUGGAGGAGUUUAAGAAAAUAUACGCCAAUUUCUUCCCCUACGGCGAUGCCUCCAAGUUUGCAGAGCAUGUCUUCCGAACUUUUGAUACCAACGGUGACGGGACGAUAGACUUCCGGGAGUUCAUCAUCGCGUUGAGCGUGACGUCACGUGGGAAGCUGGAGCAGAAGCUGAAAUGGGCCUUCAGCAUGUAUGACCUGGAUGGAAACGGGUACAUCAGCCGUGAGGAGAUGCUGGAGAUUGUCCAGGCUAUCUACAAAAUGGUGUCAUCUGUGAUGAAGAUGCCAGAGGAUGAAUCCACGCCAGAGAAGAGGACGGAUAAGAUCUUCAGGCAAAUGGAUCUGAAUAAUGAUGGCAAGUUAUCCCUUGAAGAGUUUAUCAAAGGUGCCAAAAGUGACCCCUCCAUCGUCCGGCUACUCCAGUGUGACCCCAGCUCGGCCUCCCAGUUCUGAACACGCCCCUUUCCAAGCCUGAUUUUUCUUGUCCUCCUCCUAUCUGCGUGAUGCUACUAAGUCACUCAAAUCAAUGCAUGAUGGUUCACAUCUCUCAUGUCAUCUACUUUCUUGUUGUAGUUUUGUGGAGGUUCUAAUAGGAAUGAGGAAGACGUUUUGCUUUUACAAAUGGAAGAGUGAAGGGACGUCCAUGCACUUCUCAAUCAGUCUGAAGAGGCGCUGACCUCCCGGACUUCUGUGUCCUCGUGUCACGAAGGUCGGAUGUUUCUUCAGCUGGAUGAACGGCUGCGGUUCUCCUCUAACACACAUGGAUAUCUUGUAUAUACUGUAGGUCUGCGUGCAUCCUACGAUGAAGUUUCCGUCGCCGUCUUAUCCUGCGUGGCAUGUACUCUCUGGCAUUCAAAAGCAGUAUUAUGUAGCUUCCUGGUGGGAUACGGAUGUGGGGGCAGGGUGAAGGAAGGGGCGGGGCUUCCAUGGGAUUUUACUGCUGUAUAAAAAAGAAGGCCGAAGAUCCCUUCAGGUUUUUUGAACUACUGGCAUUUUCUUUUCAUCAGAAAGCAUUUUCUUUUUUGUACAUAUGAUUUACUUGUUUUCAUUCUUAUUGUUGUGGUUUUUACAUCGUCACAUUCCAGUUUACAUUACCCAGAGAGAGAAAUGUUCUGCUCCGGGGUGGAGGAGACGGACUUUCAGAAGAUGAAGGAUUCUACGAUGCAUUUGAUCAGCGACACCAGUCGUGGGUUUGGGUUUAGACUUCGCCUAUGAGGUGCACUUGAUCCGAAUGUCGGUGUGUGUGUGUGUGCAUGAGAACACAAAGUGUAUGCUUGAGGCUAACUUUUACAGUAUUCUGUUGAUGUGUUUCUUAAUUUGAAAGUAUCACUUUAUAAUAGAAAAGUACAAGUAAGAUAGUUGUAAUCUGUCUCUAUAAUGCAUGACCGUAUAAAAAUCAGACGCAGCGACUUUAAUGACAGUUUACGCUCAGCUGCAUCUCUGCAGCCCCUCUACAUGUCCAACUUUAGGAGCAAUGCCGUCCCUCUGUGCUUUUCCUCUGACACACAGAACUCACCAAGGGCUUUCUCAAUCCUCCAAAGCUUUUAUGGAUAAAUCUUUUUAAAAACAAUCAUUUUCAUGGUAAACAAGCAAAAGUUGAAUUGAUAGAAAUCAGUACAGACAUUAUCUGCAGCACCAAUGUCAAGGAAUCAAGAUGAUCUUUAAUGGGAAAUAAAUGCACUCAGCAGGUGUUCAAGGUGAAAUAAAACCCCUUCAAAUCACUGGAUGCAGCUCUGCCAGUCUGACCCUCCUCUGCUCUUUUUAUUCUCCAUGUGUUUCUUUAUGUAUAAAUAUUGUACCUCGGGGACUAAAACAUGUAAUUUCUUAAAGUAGAGUAUCUGCAUGUAUGUGAGCAGCUGACUUUAGAGCUGUCCUGGAGCCGCUGCAUUCAUGCCACAUUCAAAUAAAGCGACACCAAACAUUUGAGCUGGACCUUGGUAAGCAGCUGCAGCUCUGCUUUGGGUUUUCUGGAGUGUCACUGCCUUCUGCUGGUAGGAACCAAAACAACAGUUGUUACUCCUAUUGUCAAACCUAUUCUUACUCACUGCCUCUUGAUGAACUGAACUGAUCUUGUGUUCGAAAAAUAAGUCUCCUUCUUCUUCCCUCAACAUUUUUCUGUUGCAUGAAAACCUCAGGUGAGGAGGCCAUGUUUGUUCUGUUAGACCUGAUAUCAAAAUAUACCUGUGUUUCAAAAAG